AACAGACCUGAAACAAGCUUAAGGAGAAAAAAAAAUGUAUAUGGAAAAAUAACAGGAAUAAUAAUGCUGAAACAGAACAACCAGGAAAAAAAGAAAGCAAAGGGUCUUUUUUCUUUUUUUUUUUUUUUUUUCUUUGCAGUGGGGACAGCAGGUGGGAGCUUUCUAAGCCGGACAAAGGAGACCUGACAAGGAACUGUGGUGAAGAGACAAGCCCAAGGCAAAGAAGUGUCCGGUCACCUCCUCUCCUGGAGCAGGCAGCUGAGAUCUGCAUAGACAGGAGACAUUUUGCAAGACUCAACACCUGGAAGCAGUGCUAACCAGGUGAGCAGCCCCGAUGUCAGCCAAGCUCUACGUCCUCAUCAGCUGGCCCGACGGCAGCCGGGUGAUCAACAUCGAGAACAUCAAGGAGCCCCGCAAGCCCUUCCACCUCUACGCAGUGGGCGAGCAGGUGCUGGCCCGUUGCCCUGGCUUCAGCGGGCUCUACUGGGGGAUGGUGGAAGGCAUAAGUGAGCAUAAAGAUAUUUUAGAGAAGAAGCUGCUGGAGGGGAGACAGCUCCUGGAGAAGUUAAAAGAAGAACCGGCCGUCCACAGCAUGAUGCCACCCCAGCCAAAAAAAUCCAGAAAAACCUUCCCAAAAUGGACCCCGGGGAGCGCAUCCAGGAAAUAUCACGGCGACAGGAUUUACCCUGCCAAGCCGCUGCUGAGGGCGGCCGAGGCCAGCCUGCCCCAUGAGGCUGGCAGCUCCUCCAUCGCCAAGGAGAGACGUGCCCUGGGCAGCACGGCAGGAAGCCCCCGCUCGCUGGCGGGGCCCCCCCGCCCGGCCAGCGCCUUCACACCCCCAUCCACCUUUGUCACCAUGGCCAUGCCGGGGACUUCCCAGGGUGAAGAGGACAGGGCUGGUCCAGCUACUAGAGAUUAUGUCGCCCUGGCAAUGAAGAGGAAGUCAGAUGGCAUCUUACCCCAGUGCCAGCAACACCUCUGUCUGAACAGCUGUGAAGAGAGAAAGCUUGAUGCUUUGCAGGAGAUGGAUGACUUUGAGAGAGUUCAGAAAAAUUUUGGUCCUGGUGAAAUGGAAAGGGCAGAGAAGAUCGAGCAGCUGGAGAGGAUGGUGUUGGACCUCCAACAGGACGUCCUCUCUCUGAAGAAGAAGGUGCAGAGGCUGGAAUCCCUGUCCUUCCAGGAGGAUCCCCACCGGCAGCCGUGUGAGGUGGUGGAGCUCUUCAAUGGCUACACCAAGGAACAGCUCAAAGAGACCAUCCGCUUUGACCAGAAAAUCAGCACUGCCUGCAAGACACUGCUCUACAAGCUCUUCACAUCUGACUAUAUCCAGAGCCACUCCAUCACGGGGCGAAGGGGCAACACUUUCCGAGAGGCGAAGCCCAUGAUGGAUGAACGCUGCAUCAAAAUUAUUAGGGUGCUGUUGAAGCAGAAGUUUGGAGAUCACCUCAGUGACACAGUGAUCACGGAGAAGAUUCAAAAUGUGCAGAAAGCCCUGAGGCAGAAGUUUAAGACAGAAUGUCUCUGAUACGUGGAGGACUUGGUGUCUCCUCCUACCCACGCUGCCUGGUGUACCUGAGCAGUCCUCCCCAGAAUAAACCAGUCCAAUCUGCUGCUGUUCGGCUGAUUCCCCCCAGAGGAGCCAACCCCAGUGAACCCCGCGCUAAGCACAGCAUCAACCUUUUGCUGCCAAACCUCUGCCUGCAUUAAUCGAGCGGGAAGCUUGCCCAGCUUGGCCAGGGUUUUGCACAUCUGCUAGCGCUUUACAAGUUCCUCCCCGUGCAGCGUGUGUGCGAGCCUCGCUGCGGGGUGCAUGGAACGAUCUCUGGGCGGUUUUGAUGGACACAAGCACAAAAGCUUGAGGGUUCCCGUCGGGUCCGAGGAUGGGUCAGUAAAUCAGCUUUGUUCCACCCUGCAGUGGGUUAGGGAGGAAGAUUGGCUCUGGGGUAGAGAGUCCAGCUGCAGACCCGACGCGGCUUCUCUCUGCAUGCCUGUGGUUGCCUCCUCCUGCCUGUGGGACAAUAUUUGCUCUCUGCUCCCAGUGAAUGUGUUUUACAAUUACCUGUAGUAACAGAAAGGCCAGACUCAUUAAAACAACACGAUAAAACAUUCAGAGAAAGAUUUUUUUUUUUUAAAUUUUAUUUUUUUUCCCCCCCUCUGUUUUAAUGUAGCUGUAUGGAAGAAGUGUCGUCACUAACAGAAGUCUGUUGAACGAGAGAAGAGGUUGUCACCCAUGGAAAUUACGCUGAUUUUCCUUUCAAAACCAUAUUAUUUCCAAGGAGAAAUCCUGUACAUUUUUAUGACAUAAGUGCGGGGGAAGGAGGGCAAAAUAUGGCCCACUGUAGCUACACCUUUCCUUCAAAGAUCAGACACACUAUCAACACAGUCUCUAUAAUUUAAAUAUAGUAUUUAUAUCCUAGUUAAUAAGUUCCAGGUACAACCAAGGAUUUUGCUGUGUGAGAGGCUAUAGAGAAGGGCUAGAAAGAGUCAUUUUCCUAAAUAGUUCACAGAUGGAGUUUAGGUGAGUUAAAAGCGUUUUUAACAUUAAAAGAAUAAGAUGCUGACCUAAUAGAAGUGCUGCAAAAUACCAAACGUUCCCUUUUAAAGAGGCUUCUCAGACAAGAAAUGGGUUUUCUAAGUUUAAUUUUUAAAUUACUUCGGAAAGGAAAUGUCAGUUGCUUUGGAUUGAUCAAAACA
Athene cunicularia (burrowing owl) is the source of this 2694-nucleotide messenger RNA. RefSeq lists its product as uncharacterized. Gene Ontology annotation, molecular function: DNA binding. The transcript is spliced from 7 exons. Bases 335 to 1525 code for a protein of 396 amino acids. Lineage: Eukaryota; Metazoa; Chordata; Aves; Strigiformes; Strigidae. The record is from RefSeq and is a predicted model, not a curated record.